UCUUCCAGCGUCGGAGCUCAGCUUAUAAAACAAGCCCGCCGCCUGCGCAGCCGAAACAUUACAACAAACGUCACGCGCAAGUUAAAAUAUCCUCAACCAAAAAUGAAAGUGUUCGCGCUGUGUUCGAUGCUGGCCCUGAUCCUGGCCGGUGCUCAAGCCCUGCCCCAGGGCCGCGAGGGUGCCGCCUACACAAACGAAGCCAUUCGACAGGCACAGCAAACCCUACUCAUACCCAAGGAUGCCCAAAUACAGAAUGUGCAAGAGGGCAUUGAGCUCGGUGCCUACGAGCAGAUACCCGGCAACCAGCGCAUCAAUCUCUUUGAGAUCCUGGGCGAUCAGGUGCCCUCAGAGGUGAUCAACAAUCUGCAGGCCCAGGUCGAUCAGAUUGGACGCAAUUAAGAUGUAAGACUUUAUUUGUUAGAUCAUUUCCAUUUCGCAUCUUUUGUUAAGUUUCCAAAAUAAUAAAAAAAACCAAAACAAAAAUGAAAGUAAU
Messenger RNA from Drosophila subobscura, 493 nucleotides. RefSeq lists its product as uncharacterized. The transcript is spliced from 2 exons. Bases 103 to 399 code for a protein of 98 amino acids. The record is from RefSeq and is a predicted model, not a curated record. Lineage: Eukaryota; Metazoa; Arthropoda; Insecta; Diptera; Drosophilidae.